UGUAAUGACUAGUCCAGUUAGCUUUCGAGCUUUUCGCAGCUAAAUACAAUACUUUAUAUACAUAUACAGCUAAGGGACUAAGUCUAACGCAGUUUGCCAUAUGUAUUACAACCCAAUUACCCAAGAGAAGAAAAUCUGGAUUUAUCAGUUGAAAAAGCAUCAAGAAUGAGAAACUCUGUGAUUCUUGAUAUUACUGGGAAGAGGAUUACUGCACGGACGAUACUGGUGUUUAUGGCGGCAGCAGCUGUCGCCGGUUGCUUUAUUGUCUACAAUUUUGUGUAUCCUUCUGGAUUUCGUUAUGAUGGCUUGGCAUCACCCCUCCCCUCCUGCAGAACCACAACCCCUCCACUUCAGCAGGCGAAUACCACAACUCCUCCGCUUCAGCAGGCGAAUACCACAACCCCUUCGCUUCAGCAGGCGAAUACCACAACUCCUCCGCUUCAGCAGGCAAAUACCACAACCCCUUCGCUUCAGCAGGUGAAUACCACAACCCCUUCGCUUCAGCAGGCCAGUACAGGCAACCAACAAGAGGAUAUGGAUCCAUUGGAUAAAGUUCUGAAAAAUGCAUGCAUGAAGAACAAAACGGUUAUAAUAACUACGUUAAAUGAUGCAUGGGCAGAGCCCAAUUCAAUAUUUGAUCUCUUUCUUGAGAGCUUUAACAUCGGAAGCAACACGAAAUGGCUGCUCAAGCAUUUGCUAGUCAUCUGCGUGGACCAAAAAGCAUAUGCUCGUUGCUUAGCAUCACACCCUCAUUGUUACUUACUUUACACUCAAGGCACCAACUUUACCGGCGAGGUAUUUUAUCUGACUCCCAAUUACCUACGGAUGAUGUGGAGAAGAACCCAGAUUUUGUCUUCCAUUCUCGACAAAGGCUACAACUUUAUCUUUACGGAUACCGAUAUAAUGUGGCUUCGAGAUCCAUUUCCACAAUUCUAUCCGGAUGCAGAUUUUCAAAUUGCAACUGAUCAAUUCCUAGCUGAUUCUUAUAGUUUUGACAAUCCUCCCAACUGUGGAUUUGUCAAUGUAAAAUCCAAUGAUCGAACUAUUGGGUUUUACAAAUUUUGGUACCUCUCCAAAUACACAUAUCCAGAUACGAAUGAACAAGAAGUGCUUAAUAGGAUUAAAUUUGAUCCCUUCAUUGCCAAGAUUGGAUUGAAAGUGAGAUUCUUGGAUACAAAAUACUUUGGUGGCUUCUGUGAGCCAAGUAAGGAUUUUAACCAAGUUUGCACAAUGCAUGCCAAUUGUUGUGUUGGUCUUGAAAACAAAGUGAACGAUCUCAAAGCUUUGCUUCAAGUUUGGAAAAAUUACAUGUCAUCACCUCGUAACGCCACAGGCACAUCACAAGCUUUAUGGACCGUCCCACAAAAAUGCAGGUAGAAGAAAAGGUGGGUUAAAUUCAACGAUGGAAAUUGCUCCCUGCGGAUCAAAUAUAUGUCAUCUUGCUCAUGAUUAUUAUUACAGAACUUAUUUUGCAGCAGUUUUUCUUUUUGCAAUGUUUAUGUGAAGUGAAUUAGUGAAAAGAAUAUACCCUCCAUUUAUGAAUUGUGACAAUUUCAAAUGUACAAACCAGAAGAGAUAGAUAAAUGCCUACAUGUACGUACAAAUUCAAUUUUAUUUACUCACUUAUAUUGUCUGCUA
Molecule: messenger RNA, 1638 nt
Organism: Malus domestica (apple)
Lineage: Eukaryota; Viridiplantae; Streptophyta; Magnoliopsida; Rosales; Rosaceae
Source: RefSeq, a predicted model, not a curated record